GAUUGACUUUGACUUCUGUCAAAAACCAGUUGUCAAGUUUAUUUGCGUCAAAAAGUUUUUCUUUUUUUUAUUAAACAUCUUUUCAUAUAUGGUCACGUUUGUUAUUGAAAUUGUGCCGAUAAAACGCAUUUUGUGCUCUCAAGCGUAAAUAUUAGGUGGGUUAAAAUAAUUUUAUAAAUGUCGAAAACACUUUUCUUUUCGCCCAUGUUAUACAAUUGGUAAUUAGGGAAAGCCUCCUUUUAAAAUUUAAGACUGUGUAUCUCACGUGGGAUAAUAUUUUUGCAUUUCCAGAAUUGGUAAAAUGUCUGGGAGGAAGAAGAAACCAGGUCUAAAGCUUCAAGUUUCAGACGAUACGGUUCCGAAAGUAGGUCCUCCAGCAAACUUAAACACUAGAACAACCAUCACUAUAGCAGAUAAAACAUUCGAUGUAGAAGCAGACGAUCUAGAAAAAAUCUGUGAUCUAGGACGAGGAGCUUAUGGGGUAGUAGAAAAAAUGAAACACAUUCCAAGCGAGACUAUUAUGGCAGUAAAAAGAAUCACGGCAACUGUCAAUACUCAAGAACAAAAAAGACUUCUCAUGGAUUUGGAUAUUUCUAUGAGAAGCAGUGACUGUCCUUAUACUGUGCAAUUCUAUGGAGCUUUAUUUAGAGAAGGAGAUGUUUGGAUUUGCAUGGAAGUUAUGGAUACUAGUUUGGAUAAGUUUUACGCAAAGGUGUACAAGAAUGGGAAAAAAAUUCCUGAGGAUGUUCUAGGAAACAUUGCUCUUGCCGUUGUUAGUGCCUUACAUUACCUUUAUUCCCAGCUUAGAGUUAUCCAUAGAGAUGUUAAACCUUCAAAUAUACUGAUUAAUAGACAAGGAGAGGUAAAGAUGUGUGAUUUUGGAAUAAGUGGAUAUUUGGUAGACUCUAUAGCCAAGACAAUUGAUGCGGGAUGUAAACCAUACAUGGCUCCCGAAAGAAUAGAUCCUACUGGAAACCCUUCACAAUAUGAUAUACGUUCAGAUGUCUGGAGUUUGGGCAUAUCAUUAAUUGAACUAGCCACAGGAGACUUCCCAUACCCCAAAUGGGGCACACCUUUUGAACAACUGAAACAGGUUGUGGCUGACGAUCCUCCGAGGUUACCUAGCGGACAAUUUUCGCCGGAAUUUGAAGAUUUCACCUGCAAAUGUCUCCAGAAAAAAUACACGGACAGGCCCAACUAUAGCCAACUACUGGAGCACGAGUUUUUAGUGAAACAUAAAGACAUGAAAACAGAUAUAUCUCCUUUUGUCUCUGAAAUACUUGACAUACCUGACAAUCCCUGAGAUUCGUGUGUUGUUUGUUAGUUUUCGGCGUAUUUUUAUCGAGAAGCAUGGUGAUAGGAGCUACAAAGCUUACUACAACAUAGAAUAUACACUAAUAAGUUUCAAUUAGAUGAUUUUUUCAGUUACAUUUGUGAUAUUUUAAAUGAAAAAGGUUUCAGUUUGCUUUUUAUAAAAUUGUGAUUUAUAUUUUGAUCUUAAAAGAGAUAUCAAAAUAUAAAGUGGAAGGAAAAAUGAUGUUCUUACAUAAUGUGUUAAUCAGAUCGAUUAACUCAUGCCAUUCCCAUUAAGUGAUGUUAUGCAAGUUUUUAUAAUUAUUCAUUACUACUUAGUUAUACAUUAUACCGUAUAAUGAAAAUUUUAAAACAAAUUGUUUUUAAUUCUUUUUUACAGACGCUUGACAAGAAAU
Messenger RNA from Diabrotica balteata, 1709 nucleotides. NCBI's taxonomy places the organism in Eukaryota, Metazoa, Arthropoda, Insecta, Coleoptera, Chrysomelidae. The record is from the annotation of a GenBank genome assembly.